AUGUCGACGAAAGGACCAGAGAAGGGUAUUUUCGAUGCUCUCCGUGUCGAUGCCUCUGAUCCUAAUUCUGGACUUCGUGAGGAUGCGAAAAGUCCUCAAAUGGAUAUGAUGUCUUUGGAAAAAAUGGGUGAGAUUUUGGAUCGAAAGAAAUCGGUGAUUCCAAUCAUCACGCGCACGAUUUCUGAACUCAAUACUGCUGAUCAACGGAAGGAAAUAGCUGCUGAGUUGAUUUGUGAUUUGUUCAAGUCGCCUCACAGCGAUGAGGCAUCUCUCAUUCGACUUAUAAAGGUUCUGCGCUCGUUUGGAAUUCGCGACACCGAUCCGCGCCUCAAGCCAAUGUUCGACAAAAUUCGCAAGAAAGAGGAUGAGGACGAUGAGAGCAGCCGCCAUUAUUUGAUGUGUCGCGAGCAAUUCAAAGAGAUUAUCUACCCGUGCACGAGUCUGAUCUCGCGAGUUCUCCGCCAGCAGCUCAUUAUUCCGAGUUGGCUCGAGUUCACUCAAACGAUCACCAAAAUAUUCGAGAAGAUUCGACUGAUUGAAGACGGCGAAGUUGCUUCGUACAUUCCGCAACUCGCUCGUGAAAAUCCGCAUCUUUGGGGAAUGUCGAUUUGCACAAUUGACGGGCAGAGAUUCUCGUUGGGUGACAGCAAGAAGAACUUCUGUCUUCAAAGUGUUUCGAAGGCAUUCAAUUAUGCGAUUGUUGCUUCUGAAAUCGGUUCGGAAUUGCUUCAUCAAUAUGUCGGGCACGAGCCGAGCGGAAGACUCUUCAAUGAAAUCUGUCUUGAUUCGAAUAAUAUGCCGCAUAAUCCUCUAAUCAACGCUGGAGCGAUUGUUGUCACCUCGAUGAUCAAAAACCAACUUUCAAUGUCGGAUCGAUUCGAUUUCAUGCUAAAGAAGUACCGACAGUUGGCUGGCGGUGGACACGUCGGUUUCGACAAUGCCACAUUUUUGUCGGAACGCGAUACUGCUGAUCGUAACUACGCUCUUUCAUAUUACAUGAAAGAAUACAAGUGUUUCCCUGAUGAUUCGCAAGUCUAUGAAAAGGCAAAGGGUCUUCGCGAGGAACUCGAUCUCUACUUUCAAUUGUGCUCGUUGGAGACCAACUGCGACACUGCCGCAGUGAUGGCAGCGACACUGGCGAAUGGAGGAGUUUGUCCAUUGACGAAUGACAAGUGCAUCGGAUCGAGACCAUGUCGUGAUGUACUCUCGCUCAUGUAUUCGUGUGGAAUGUACGACUUUUCUGGAAAAUUCUCGUUCCAGGUGGGACUUCCUGCCAAAUCUGGUGUGUCUGGAACGAUGAUCGUUGUUGUUCCGAAUGUCAUGGGAAUUGCUCUUUAUUCACCGCCACUCGACAAAACUGGAAACUCUUGCCGAGGCGUCGCUUUCUGUAAGGAACUCAUCGAGAACUUCAACUUCCACAACUACGACAGUCUCUUGCAUGCCGAUGAUUCGAAGAAGUGCGACCCACGUCGUCGUGUCGGACAUCGCGAAACAGAGGCGAUUGUGCAGGUCAUGUUUGCCGCCAAGUACAAUGAUUUUGAUACGUUGAGAAAACUUUUCAUGCAAGGCGCUGAUUUGACUGUGAAGGAUUACGAUGGGCGUACUGCGUUGCACGUCGCCGCGGCCGAGGGUCAUGCGAACAUCUGCCGAUUCCUUGUCAACGUUGUAGGAAUCAAACACAAUGUGGUGGAUCGUUGGAAUCGGAUGCCGAUCGAAGAUGCCCGCCAAUUCGGUCAUGACGAAAUCGUCGCCUAUUUAUUGAAGGUGCAACAUCACAAAAUGAGAAAGCAGAUGGCGACUGGUGAAUUGAACGCCGAUGAAGCCGAUGCGGAGGAAACUGGCGAUGGUGAGCUCGAGGAGGUAACCGAUGAGUCGGGAGAAGAGGAAGCAUCAAGGGGAUACAUUGGAUUGCUGAAUGAGGAUAUCGAAAAGCGUCAAUGGGCCCUUCAUGCCAAUGGAAAUAAUGGUUCUGUUAACUAUAUGGCGCGACGAAAGGAGAUGAAUGCAAACGGAAUGAUUCCAUUCGGAAAAAAUAUUCAUACCUACGAUAAUCCGAAUUUGUUCAUCGCCAAAUCUCCGAUGAGCAGCAAACAACAAAUGAAUGGCCAUAUGAAUGGGCAUCCAAACGGACAGCUUCAUGGUCAUGCCAACGGACAAAUUAAUGGACAUAUGAACGGUAAUAUGAAUGGACAUGCAACAUCGACACCGAAACCAAUGCCCAAACAUAGUACUGACAUUCGCAAGUUGUCGGUGCCAAAUGAGACCGAAGAAGAUCCAGUGUUGACUGAAAAUGAGGUGAGCGUUUGUAAUGGAAAUGGGAAACAUUUUGGUUGA
Messenger RNA from Caenorhabditis bovis, 2334 nucleotides. The record is from the annotation of a GenBank genome assembly. Lineage: Eukaryota; Metazoa; Nematoda; Chromadorea; Rhabditida; Rhabditidae.